AUGACAAGUUCAAAGCAAAAGCAACGUCUUCGCGAUUUACUAAAAAAAGCAAUUUCGCAACCGAAAGCUGAUGUUGUGGAUUUUCAAGCGCUUCGAGAAUUGCUCGAGGCUUCAAUUGAUUUGAAAUAUGAAAGAGAUCGUGCUCGUGUUUCAGUGAUUCCUAGUCGAGCUGUUAUCGAUCGCACUGAUUCAAAAACUGAAAUUUCGCAAGAUCAAGCAAGUGCUUCAUUCCAUGCCGUACAUAGCGAUGAUGAACCAUUUACUGCCCGAUCGACGGAUUCGUUUGGAUCACAAAAAGGCGAAGGAACUGUUACAAAAACGGUCAUCAUUCAAAAACUUGAUUUGGCCACUGACACUUUCACCAGCAGCAUUUCCACCAAUCAGGAAAAAUCGAGCAAAAUUCAGGCAAAUGGAAAAGCGCUGUCACAAAGUAGCCCUGCCAAUGCACAUGGAAAAGACGAUGUCACAAGGCUCGACGAAUCGAUGAAAGAAAGUGGAAAAGGGGCUGAUCAUGAGCAAGUUGAACCGUCUGUUGAAGUCGAAAAAAGUGACGAAGCACCCAUUGUCGCUGGUGAAACUGGUGCUCAAGGAAAAAUUGAACAGCCAAGUGUAAGCGAUAAAGGUGUCAGUCAAUUACCGAAAAUUGAAGAAAAUUUGCCAUCGUCUAAAGCUGAAAAGAAAGCAAGUAUCAAGCCCAAGAAGGAAUUCCCGAAGAAAGAGAAAGUUCCAUGUCAUGAAAAAGAUAAAAAGAUGGAACAGCUCAAAAGUGAAGUUAAGGGUGACAAAAAGAAGAAAAAAGCCGUUUCCAGCUCAGCGAUUGGUGAGAAAAAAAUUGAUUCGACUGCUGAAGCAGAAAAAAAGGUGGCCCAAGACACGAGUGAAAAUUCGAAACAAGCCACUACAGAAAAGCCUCCGGAAAUUAGCGUGAAAAAAGAGGAUUCAAUUCAAUCAUUGAAAGAUGCAGAAGAUUUGAAAGGGAAAAAACCAGUAGCUGAUACUUCAAGUGAAAUUUCGCCGAAGAAAGAACAUUUGACUGCAACCACGAAGGACGUUAGCUCAAUGCCAGCAGACACAACAGUGCCAUCAGCAAAAUCAGCAACAGAUUCAGAUGUUAAGGCCGUAAAACAGUCAUCGAAAGAAAGUGCCGAUCGCAUUGAACCGAAGAAAAGCAUUUCAUCACCUGAGAAAAAGAUUGAGAAGUCAUUCGACGAAGAGAAAAAAACACUUCAUUCAGUAUCUGCGACAAAAGUCAUUGAAGAUACGCCGACUGGAACAAAAGCUGAGCAACAGGAAAAGCUCCUGGGUUUGAAACGUUCCGAUGAAAAUGUGAAGAAGGAAAAAGGAGCGAGAGAAAAAGGAGCAAAAUCCCCGCAGAAACGGUCAAAAGAGAAAAUAGAUGGGAAACAGAAGAUUGAACCAGUGGCCAGUGCACAAAAGGUUGAUUCUGAAGGUGGUGAAAUGCAGUUGAAGCAGCAAGAAAAAGAUGGAGAGAAAAUUAGUUUGCCAAGUGAUGAAGCUGAAGUUGAGUCAAAAAUUGAUGUGGAAUCCACCUCUGACGCUGCAAAACCAUUAGAAAAGCAAAUGAGUGCGGAAAAGGGCAAGAAAAUGUCUCCGAAGGAAUCGAAAGAAGCGCAAGUUGCGAAACCGCAGAUCGAAUCAGUCGACAUUGUGCAAAAGAACGAGUCCGAUGUAUCAGAUUCAGAACAGCCAGAAAGCGACAAAAGAGAGAAGAAAAUCAGUUCACCAGUUGAUGCUAAGGUUGAACCAAAAGCUGAUGCCAUAAAAUCGGUUUCUGAUGGUGUAAAAGCACUCGAAAAAAUAUCUAACGUAAUUGAAAAGAUCAAGAAGCCGAUUUCCACAGCCGAUGCAAAAAAGACUAAAUCGACUGAUACAAGAAAAACCUCUGCAGUUGGAAAGCAGAGUGUUGCUAAAACCGUUUCAAAAACACUCGGCCAUCAAAAACCAGCAAGCAGCAAACAAGUUGCUCCGAGCAAAGAAAAGAGCUCGACUGUUGGUGCAAAGAAAGCGAAAGCUGCAAAGCCUGAAAUAAAUCUUCAUUUGAUUGGUUUGAAAGUAGUAGGAAAAUCGAAGCAACCUAGUGAAGAAAAAGUGAUUUCAUCGAUCGAUGGAAAAGAAAAGCAAGAGCAAAGUACUGAAUCAACUGAACUCAUGGAACAAACAGCAGCUGAACAGAAAACAGUUGGUGAACAGCCGGGUGAGAAGGAGGAUGAAAACGACUCUGAGGUUGCCGAAAAAGAUGAUAACAUUCCAAGCGCCAAAAAAGCGGUCGAUGGUCGAAGCACUGACAAAGGUGUUGAUAGCCAAAGUAGCGAUAAAGUUGAAGCAGAGCGCAAGCCUCAGAACAGUUCCAGCAUUGAAACAGAGAUAAAGCCUCCGGGAAUUGCCAAAGAUGAAGAGAAAAUUGAUUCGUCUAUCGAUGAAAGCAGCAAGCAUGGCGUUGAAGUUUCAACUGAUGCCGAUAAAACGGGAGAAAAGCAACCAGAUACAGUGCAAAGUGAGCCAAGCCAAAAAGAUGAAACAGUUGAUGCGUCAGUUAAAGAUGUUAAAACUGAAGCUGUAACUGAUGGUGUGAAGGCCGAGGAUAGUGUCUCGAAAGGUGAAAGGGAAACUGAUAGCAGUGUUUCACCCAAGCAACAAAUUGAUGACAAGACAAGCGGUUCCGCCGACAAGAAAGAUGGUUUUGAUGCUGAAGAUGCCCAGAAAAGUCCAAUCAGUGCCAAAACUACACCGCGCACUACAUCAUCAAAAGCAGCGACCAAAAAGUAUGGUGGACUGAAAGCACCAUACGAUAAAACUACGGGCAAAUCAUCCAGAAAUAUCAAAGCAAUGGAAAAAAUGAUGAAAUCGCUUCAAAAUUCGAUGGAGGCGAAUACGAUGAAGGUGUUGAAGUCUUCGAUGAAGAAAGGCGGACGGUGGACAUGGCAGAAGGAAAACACGGAGAACGCGGAAAAUCCCAAACAAGAGACGACUCCGAUUCGUCAGUGA
Molecule: messenger RNA, 3006 nt
Organism: Sitodiplosis mosellana (orange wheat blossom midge)
Lineage: Eukaryota; Metazoa; Arthropoda; Insecta; Diptera; Cecidomyiidae
Product: putative surface cell antigen sca1
Exons: 3
Coding region: 1-3006 (1001 amino acids)
Source: RefSeq, a predicted model, not a curated record